Molecule: messenger RNA, 1586 nt
Organism: Stomoxys calcitrans (stable fly)
Lineage: Eukaryota; Metazoa; Arthropoda; Insecta; Diptera; Muscidae
Exons: 2
Coding region: 143-1306 (387 amino acids)
Source: RefSeq, a predicted model, not a curated record
UAACUGUUGAUCUGGCCACUCGAAACCCUUUCCGUGAAGGGUUUUUGUUGUAUUGUUUGUUGAAAAGUUAAACAAAGAAUAUAUAGUGACCGGAGAAUCGUAUUUCAGGAACGGCAGCUUCAACCAUAUUUCCAUUUAAGCCAUGCCCGAAACACUGGACUGCACCCUAGAUGUUAUACAAGAAUAUUUUGCGAAGUUGAAUCCUAUAGCCGAACGAAUUUACCAUGACAUUAACGACACCAAAUUAAAUUAUGGCAAGUUGUGGGAAAGUCUUAGCACCAAAGAACAAAGUGACAUUAUAAAUGAUACCUUAAUAAAGCCGGAAAUAUCAUUGCGCUACUUCGAUAAUUUCCCCACACCCACACAAUCAAAUUCUACAAAAAGUCAGACGUCGACUGAUUCCUUGGCAGCAAUAGUUUUGAAUGACUUUAGUAAGCAUCAGAACAAUGAGGAUAGUGAUAGAAUUCGGCUUCCCAGUAAACAGUUUGAAGCGAAAUAUAGCGCUAAUGAAGGGUAUGCUUUCGAUGGCAGAGAUUUAAGAACAUUUUCAAUACAACAGGUUGCUCUCAAGAUAAUACAUGAUGAAGCUCUUGGCAGCUUUCGCGAUGAGUAUUCGCGGCCCUUUAGCUACAGAACAAAAUCGCAAAUAAAUUUGCAUUUAUUUCCAAGUAACGCUGCAGACUCCAAAGCAUCUGGUCUAUUUCAACGGAACGCUCUACCGAUGGGAAAGGAUACUAAGCAAGAACCAAUGGAUGCGGAAUCCAAGAAAGCUUUACUUAAUUAUCAACGUCUUCAAUGUGAACUGAAGAAAAGCCUAAACCAGAAUUUACAAAAAUGUCGUCCGGGCGAUCAGAAAACUUCAAAUGUUAGCAGUAUUAAGCCCAGCAGUAUAUCAAGUCCUCCAAUAGAUAUUGCAAAAUCGCGUAAAGCUAGUUUAAAAUUAGAGACUGCGGUCUCUAAUGAUAAGGAAAAGCAAAGUUCCACAAAAUUAAAACCCAAUAACAAAUCGGCAUCUUCGAUAAUGCAGGUAUUUUUAAACACUAAUAAUAGUUCCGCUCCAACAUCUUCUAGUGUUGUAAAUUAUGCUGUUUAUUCCGAUUCAUUUUUGGAUGGCGAAGAGAACACUAAUCUAAUGCAAAACUGCGGUCGAAACGAAUUUAUGUCGGCUUCCUCGUCAUCUGCAGCCACCUCAGAAGACGACGAAUAUGAUGGUAGAGCCGACAAGACAUUAGACUCAGAGGAAGUAUUCCUUCUUGAUAGGGAUCUAAAUAUGCGAAAAGGUUUCGAUUUUCUUAACAAUUGGUAAUGAUUUACAUUUGUAUGUUUUUCUAUUGUUAAGAAAUAUGACGAGAGUAAAUUUCUCCAUAACUUCAUGGGUCAAGAAUCCCCAAUUUAUAAAACAACAUUAUAUAUAUAUGGCUUAUAAUCCUUGUAAUUGAGUAUUGAUUUUAUAAUUUUUUUUCUAUCUUUAUUACUUAUUGCAAACUUAAGUUUUUGACCUUUUUCAAUGCAUAUGCAUUUUGCAAUUUUUUUUAAAAUUUUGUUUUUUAUUUGCAAAAACAAUAAAAUUUUUUUCAAAGUAAAAC